Molecule: messenger RNA, 715 nt
Organism: Ceratina calcarata
Lineage: Eukaryota; Metazoa; Arthropoda; Insecta; Hymenoptera; Apidae
Product: fibroblast growth factor receptor 1-like
Exons: 3
Biological process (GO): cell surface receptor protein tyrosine kinase signaling pathway; positive regulation of kinase activity; multicellular organism development
Cellular component (GO): plasma membrane; signaling receptor complex
Molecular function (GO): transmembrane receptor protein tyrosine kinase activity; ATP binding
Source: RefSeq, a predicted model, not a curated record
AAUAGGUGAAUUAUUAGUAAUCGUUGAAUACUGUCGAUAUGGAAAUUUGCAUAAUUACCUGUUGAGGCACAGGGGAGAUUUUAUCAAUCAAAUCGAUCCUGCUACGAAUAAAUUCGACUCGGGUAUUGGCGGCGAUCUGCUGCACAGACACGUCAGUGUUAGCAGUAACAACAGUCUUAGCGAAAAUUCGGCCACCGAACAGACCUCCACUAUGGAUUCCCAAGGAGUCAACAUGUCGCCGGAUGGUUACCUAAGCAAUAAUUCCAGCCAGCCGGAGUGGAGGUCUAAUUAUCGUGGCGAUUACAAGGAUUAUAACUUGAAACCUAUUUGUACUCAGGAUUUAUUAUCAUGGGCGUUUCAAGUCGCACGUGGGAUGGAGUAUCUCAGUCAAAGAAAGGUAUUGCAUGGUGAUUUAGCUGCAAGAAAUAUAUUACUGGCUGAGGAUAACGUGGUGAAGAUUUGUGAUUUCGGACUGGCUAGGACUAUGUACAAAGACAAUAAUUACAAGAAGAAGAGCGACGGUUUGUUGCCUAUAAAGUGGAUGGCGAUCGAGUCGAUUAGGGAUAGAAUUUUUUCCACCCAAUCGGACAUCUGGUCGUUCGGCGUAGUUCUCUGGGAAUUCUUUACUUUGGCUGAAACACCGUAUCCGGGAAUGGAAGCUGAUAAACAGUAUCAAAAAUUGAUUGAAGGAUACAGAAUGGAAAAACCAGAAUAU